AUGAGUACAACAAAAUACUAUCGAUAUGAAAAUUCACAUUAUACUGUUACUGCGCGUGCUGACCUUCAAGAUAUUAUUUUGAACAUCAAAGGUGAUCAUUGUCACCCACCUGAACCAGAACAAAUUCAAAUUCAAACAUUCAAACAAGUUGUCAAAGCAGGUGCUAUAAGUGAAAGUAUACCCAUUCCACAAAUUUAUGACAAAGAAGCAGCCCGAAUCGAUUUAUCAACAUUAUCAAUUGCUGUUUUACCAUCUCAGAGACAACUUGAUUAG
Molecule: messenger RNA, 273 nt
Organism: Rotaria sordida
Lineage: Eukaryota; Metazoa; Rotifera; Eurotatoria; Philodinida; Philodinidae
Source: the annotation of a GenBank genome assembly